AUGGCCUUGCAUCUUGUGCCACCCCAGCCCAGCAGCGAAGAAUCUGCUUCCAAUCAAGGCGACGCCGCCGAGCCUUGCUUCGAUGACAACUCAUCUGAUCUCGCCCAGACUCCCGUUUCCAACCAUGGCUCCGUCGUUGACGCUAUAGAAGACCAUGAAUCCGGCCGUGACCAUGACGGUGGCUGGUUGACUCCCCAAGAUAUGGCCAUCCUCAAGGUCCUCGGCAGCGAACCAUGUCCCAUGAACUGCUUGGGACAGCACCAUCAUCAAUGCCUCAAGCGACUUCCCUCUGGCACCAAGCCUGUAAAACUGGUCGGCGAAGGUUCCGCCAAUGCCGUCUUUGAGAUAAAAGUCCCGCCUCGCGAUCGUGCCGGCCGUGACCUUAAAGGAUAUCUUUUGAGGGUUGCCAAGGUGCCCUCGCUCGGAGCUGCGCCGACUUACAACUAUGUCUAUCAGCAGCAGUUCCUCCAGACCACAAUCAAACCCAUCCUCGGCGACCACGUAGUAAACCAGGAGCUGGUUGUGCUCCAUAAGACGGGCAUCAUCCAAGAGCUCAACAACCUUUUGAGAACUAUAGACCACACCCGCAAGGACAAGUUCAAAGGGACAUAUGUCGGGGAGACCGACUUGGGGUUCCUCGUAGAGGACAUGCGACCUCAAGAUCCAGAGACUUGUACUCUCGUCGAGUUUAAGCCUAAGUGGCUGUCGCAGUCCCCCUCUGCGCCAAAGAACGCCAUCAGAUGCCGCCAGUGCGCCAUGGAGCUGCGCAACCUCGUCAAGGACUUGUCAAGGAAUAAAGCACGACCAGAACAGAAACCAUGUCCUCUGGCUCUCAUCAGCUCGGAUUCCCCCUGGCCAGUCCGCUCCCCGUUCAGAAUGGCCCCGCAUCUUGAAAACCAGGGUAGCAAGGAGUUUUACUUGGAGGCCCUGGGGGCCAUCCCAACCCAUCCCGCCAUUCGCGACUUGAAGGCGCAGCAGGACAUUCACGACACGGUCGGUCCAUUGUAUGCCGCCUCGUCGGAUCCAUUCUUCCCCCUGGCCAUGACCCUCCGCGACUGCACAUGCUUUGCCCAGAUACACAAAUGCACGCCGUCAGUGCGGAUUAGGUUUGGCGACUUUGAUUGGAAGGACCCCCAGGUCAAAUUUGAACGGUGGCGAGGCGUCGAGGAAGAACUCAUCGAGAAGGGGUUUUAUACAGCCGAAUGGAUCCUUUGCGAUGGCACCUUCUACCGGCCGCCAACGCUCUGCCUCCUCGAGCACAUGCCGACAGUGUCCAAAAAGGACAUGGCCAUCAUCGAGAUACGCGACUCCAAAGAAGAUCGGUCCACUGACCCGCAACAGCAUGCUUUUCCAUUGCAGGCCCCCCCGGGGACCAAGAUUCACAGAUGUCAGACGAACACGGCCGUCCUGAAGCGACUUCUGGAACCAUAUAAGAAGGAGGCGCCGGAUUUCACAAGACCGGCGCGUAAAAGGUCGGCAUCAUGA
Molecule: messenger RNA, 1485 nt
Organism: Metarhizium brunneum ARSEF 3297
Lineage: Eukaryota; Fungi; Ascomycota; Sordariomycetes; Hypocreales; Clavicipitaceae
Gene: IPK1
Product: Inositol-pentakisphosphate 2-kinase
Biological process (GO): inositol phosphate biosynthetic process
Cellular component (GO): nucleus
Molecular function (GO): ATP binding; inositol-1,3,4,5,6-pentakisphosphate 2-kinase activity
Source: RefSeq, a predicted model, not a curated record